GUAGGAGGAGAAGCCGGAAGUGGUGCGCGAGCAGAUCCGUGAAGACGCAGCGCACCUUUCGGCGUCGGAGCAGAGAAGAGUCUUUACAGGACCUGGGAGGACAGGACGAGACGGGACAGCAUAGGAGAGGACAGGACAGCAUAGGAGAGGACAGGACAGGACCUGGUCCAACUGCAGAAUAUGGAGGACAUCAUUCCAUUAGUUCUCAACCUGAGAGACUGAACUACAACAGCACCAGCAGCAGCAGCAUGGCCGACGUCUCUGAUUCCUCCAUCGAGAAAGCAGAGGCCACGAUUUAUUGCAAGCUGUGUUUGAGUGACUGCCCUGCACCAGAGACGACCAGGUUGCGCUCAUGUGACUGCGUGUUUUGUACCCAGUGCUUACGUCAGUAUGUGCAGUUGGCCAUAAAAGACGGGGCUGGAACCCCCAUCACCUGCCCUGAUGUGGCCUGCAAGCACCCUGGAGCUCUGUUGGAUUCUCAGAUUGCCUCGUUUGCCUCGAGUGAUCAAGUCAAGUUUUACCAGCGGCUCAAAUUUGAAAGAGGUGUUCAGUUGGACCCAUGCAAGGCCUGGUGCCCAGUGCUGGAAUGUCAGGCAGUAUGCAUUGUAAACCCUAGCCCUGAGAGUAAACCGGUUCCCUGCCCAACAUGCCACAGCGUCUUUUGCUUCAUCUGCAAAGAAUUAUGGGAGGACGGACACAGCUGCCAACAGCACCAGCCUCUAGUGGUGCUGCCUGCCAAUGACAGUGCUCAGGCCAGUGUGGACGCAGACCCGGUUAUCAAACAGUGUCCCAAGUGUGGAGUGUACAUCGAGCGCAACCAGGGCUGCGCCCAAAUGUUGUGCAAGAGCUGCAAACACACUUUCUGCUGGUACUGCUUGCAGAAUUUAGAUGGGGGACAUUUUCUGAGACACUAUGACAAAGGUCCCUGCCGAAAUAAGUUAGGACAUUCCAGAGCAUCUGUCAUGUGGAACAGGACACAGGUGGCAGGCAUCCUGGUAGGCGUGAGCAUCAUUGUGGUUGUGACAUCUCCUCUGCUACUUUUAGCAUCUCCAUGCAUCCUGUGCUGUGUGUGCAAACCCUGGCACAGGAGGAACGAGAAGAAAAAGAAGAAAAAGCCAACAAAAGAGUCAAAGGCAACGGAUUUGGCGGCGUAAUGUGUUCUCUAUACCAACGCUCUCGUAUACAGUACUGUAUUUCCUGCAGUCCUCCAUCUGCAGUACUGUAGCUCUGUUACAUGCCAAAAACCUGUGUCGUUUAGCCAGGCGCUAAAGUGCCUCAUUUCUCCAGUGCCUGGUGUUUGGUGGUUUUUCUUUCGCCUUCCAUUGUAUUUAUGCAAAAAUAUCUAACAUCGAGAAAGGAACACGAAUCCAUGGCCUGUUUCUAAUCCAUGCAAAAUAUCUGUCGUGCCAUGGAAGUUGUGUUUCAUAUUGGGGUUAAGGAAAACGAUGGCAGGGCUUUAACUGUAACCAGUAUACAUAAAUGCUACACAAAGUAAGUCCUAUAGGUCUGAUUGAUUUCCCUUUGGGUUCCACUCCACAGGUUCUGAUGGGUGCUUGUUUCACCUGCUGUAAUGUGUGUAUAUAAUGUGUGUAUGAAUGUGGAUGCUGUCCUGUGUUUUUACAUUUUUCUGUUAACUUUUUGGCAUCGGAUAUUUUGUAUUACUCCAUAACAAUAAAAUGAAUAUGAGGUA
Messenger RNA from Silurus meridionalis, 1690 nucleotides. It is a transcript of the gene rnf144b, whose product is annotated as ring finger protein 144B. The transcript is spliced from 8 exons. The coding region runs from base 249 to 1154 and encodes 301 amino acids. Gene Ontology annotation, biological process: protein polyubiquitination; ubiquitin-dependent protein catabolic process; positive regulation of proteasomal ubiquitin-dependent protein catabolic process. Gene Ontology annotation, cellular component: mitochondrial membrane; ubiquitin ligase complex; cytoplasm. The record is from RefSeq and is a predicted model, not a curated record. NCBI's taxonomy places the organism in Eukaryota, Metazoa, Chordata, Actinopteri, Siluriformes, Siluridae. Gene Ontology annotation, molecular function: zinc ion binding; ubiquitin protein ligase activity; ubiquitin conjugating enzyme binding.